CUGAUACCGAGUACGUUACCUUCUUGUCCUGCGCCAUCCACAACAUACUCACAUACUCAAGUAAUGUUACUCGAGUAUUACUAUUUGAGUUGUAUUAUACUUGAUUAGUUGGGAGAAGUAUCGAGACAAGUUCUGAAAAAUGCACCGACUUCCCAGAUAAACAGAUGUCACCAUUGGAAGUCACCAAGAAACUGCAGUAAUGAUAUUCACUUUAUUGCGGCGUUCUCCCUCUUGAGUCAUGUAGUAUCUCCAGUGAAACACUCCCUGAAGUUGAUUUUCAUUGAAUCAUCUGGAGUCCAAGACUUUGUGGGUGUCCUGUGGGCUGAUGAAACUGAGCUGGUGCACUGCAACACCAACCUUAACAAAGCAGAACCAAAACCAAACUGGCUUAAAGAAUUCAUGAAAAGCAAUCAAGAACACAACGACUUGUACACUCAAGAGUGUCUUCAUAGUCAACAUUUUUUUAAAGACACAUUAAAUGUAUUGAGAAGGAGUUGCAGCCAAACUGAAGGUGUUCACACCCUUCAGAGAAUGUAUGGAUGUGAAUGGGACAAUGAGACUGAAGAGGUCAAAAGUUUUGAUCGAUAUGGUUAUGAUGGAGAAGACCUUAUGGAAUUUAACCAGGAGACACAGACAUGGCUCAUUUCAACUCCUUGUGCUAGCAUUGUCAAACACAAGUUAGACAAUCAGCAAAUUAGAAUAGCAGAUAUUAACCAUUACCUCACAAACGUGUGUUCUAAAUGGCUGAAACAGUAUCUGGACUAUGGAAAAUAUUUUCUACAACGAACAGACUGGCCCUCAGUGUCUCUCCUCCAGAAGACUCCCUCCUCUUCAGUCAGCUGCCACGCUACAGGUUUCUAUCCUGACCGAGCCGUCAUGUUCUGGAGGAAAGAUGGAAAAAAACUUUAUCAAUUCACGGACCGUGAACAGAUAUACCCUAAUCAGGACAGGACGUUCCAAAUUAAUGUAGUCCUAAAACUUUCAUCAGUCACAUCUGAGGACUGGUCAAGGUAUGACUGUGUGUUUCAGCUUUCUGCUGUCAAAGAAGACAUCAUCAUCAAACUGGACCAAAAAGUGAUCAAGAGCAACAGAGAUUAUUUAAUCUGUACAAGUCCCGAAGAGAACAAUGAUUAUUACCUUGAAGUUUUCGUGGGGUUUUUUUUUGUUCUGCUCAUCAUAGUCCUUGUUUUCAUCGUGUACAAGAUUACAGUUGACGAAAGCAAUCAAAAGAAGGACUUGGAGACUUUGAAGUACUCCCCCAUCGCUGCACUGGUUCUUGCUCUCAUCCUUUGUUGUUUAACUGGAGUUCACUUUUAUAAAACGAAUACUGAUUUCUCCAUAAUUCUUCGAUCUGAUUAUGCGUUGAAAUGGAGAGAGCCAUUACCUGGAAUACAAUGGGGACCCUGAAACAGGACGUAAUUAUAAGACCUUGACUUUACAUUAUUGAAGCAUUAAUGCAUUUGUUUUUUUAUUUACUAUUGAUUGAUGUGCACCCUAUUUUUUCGCUGACUUGUUGAAUGGACAUUUUAUGGCUCACUACUUGAAUGCAAACACAAGGCUGUGUUUGUAUAUUAUUUCAGUGCAAACUGUGUUUUGAAUUUAUCUUUGUACUGUGGAUUCAUAACUGUGUAGACUCACAAAUUAUCACGGUUAGCACUGGCCAACCGUGGGGAUGUGAGGAAGAAGGACCCAACAGUGCAUUUAUUUACACUGGUGUAAAUAAUCCACAGAAUAAUAAGUCCCCGUGUGUUCCCUUGACUCCCUUGUCGUGUCUUCCACCCACAAGUCCGUGCUCUUCCACUCCUGUGUGUCCCGGCACCCCGUGCUCACUGCUCUUGUCUUCCACGCUCCUUCCUGGAUAAAAUAACAAAGAAGCAACUAUCAGGACACUCAACCACUGCAGGCAUGCACUCACUUAACUUGGCUCACAAAGACCACUGACGUGGAGUCUCACACAACAAUCCCGCACCAAGGAGCGCGCGGCCACACUCUUAAGUAGCUCCCCAAUGAGGCUUCAUUAGCUGCA
Molecule: messenger RNA, 2026 nt
Organism: Oreochromis niloticus (Nile tilapia)
Lineage: Eukaryota; Metazoa; Chordata; Actinopteri; Cichliformes; Cichlidae
Product: major histocompatibility complex class I-related gene protein
Exons: 9
Coding region: 400-1407 (335 amino acids)
Biological process (GO): immune response
Cellular component (GO): external side of plasma membrane
Source: RefSeq, a predicted model, not a curated record